AUGCCGCCAACGCUUGACCUCAGCAGGACCACUCACUCCAAAGUAGUGAUAUCUCCACCUCGCAUCAACCUCCGCAGAGCGGCAUCAUACAACCAUGACCGAGGGCCGGUUUCUUCAACAUCAUCGCGUUUCAAUUUCAAUCACUUAGUCUUCUCCCCCCCCCCGUCGCCAGGUCUCCCUUCUCUUUCACCUCACAUCAGAAAGACAAAACGACGACUUUUGGGCACCUUACGCCCGCUCAGGUUCAUCCGCUACGCAAUCCGACUCCUGAGCAUCGUCGUGGUCUUCUUUGUGGCCCUAGAAAUCCUCACUUGGCUCUUCGGGGAGCCGAUCCCGACGCAGAUAGAACCUGCGAAACCUGCAGAGAGAGUCAUGACCGACGUGGCUUCACAAAUCGAAGCGCCAGACUUUCCGACUCCGAUGGUUGUAACCGACAACCGAGGCAGGGCCAAGUGGACGGUAUCUAUACCACCAGGGUCCGAGUUUCCCCUGACGAUGAGCCAGUACGCGGAUAUGUGUCUCAAGUGCCCACAGGUUGCGGAGCGGGCUAGGCACCUGCGGUCUCAAGGACUCGGGCUCCACCAGGUAUCUCUCGGGCUCGGCUUGGAUUCGACAGAUGACUUUGUGGAUGUGCAAGAGGCAGAACAGGCUGGCUACCUCCCAGGCAAUAGGGAAAAGGGCUGGAAUUCGGCCGGAGAGCUUGAAGCGCAGAAACCCGUGUGCAAAAAGAGCCUCACAUUCGUGCUGGAGUCGGACGAUGCUGGCUUGGGGAGAACGCUGAUGAUGCUGUGGAUAGCAUAUGGGCUGGCUGAAGAGGAGGGUCGGUCCUUUUUCAUCGACGACACCCGAUGGGCGUACGGAAAAUUCACAGACAUUUUCCAACCGCCACCGCUGCCAACUUGCACGGCACCUCCAAGCCACGAGAUUCUUCCCUGUCCGCGGCACGCCCGGCACUUGGUGGCCUCGGCUGCGACGAUGGACGAGGUGUUUGGUAGCUUGAUCAAGGGUGCUGAUUCCACAUCCGAGGCUCACAACCGGGCCCUUCGAAAGGCCCAAUUUGGCCUCGCCCGUCGGGGCUACGAGUCACUCUCCCGACUGACCAAGGAAGACGCCAACUAUGUGGAGACUCGCGUCCGCGAGCUCAUGGCAAGGAGGAUACUCCCCAAAUCCAAAGGGCACGGGACCGGUCUCGCAGUUGGCGUCCACGUCCGCCGGGGCGACCGGCACCCGCUCGAGCACCAGUACCGCCACUCUUACUUGCCACUCAAUUUAUACAGCGACACGGCCCGCGAGCUGAUUGAAACAAAGUUCAACCACUCGGCGCCGUUCACCGGCGGAAGCAAGGCGGUAAAGGAACAGAGCAUGGUUAUCCUCGCGUCUGACGACCCGACGGUGUAUGAGAGCGCAGAGCUGGCCGGGGCGAGCCGGGCACAGGAACGCAUCAAGCUGGCCAGCAAGCAGACGAUCCAGAAGGUCAACCCGGACAAGUCAGUCAUGCGCAAGUUUGUGGAUGAAACGUUCGGCUGGGAGGGCGGCUUCUUCGCGGCCAUGUUUUGGAACCUUGGCGCAUCAACCGGCCACGCGACCAAUCCCACCACCGGCGGCAGCACUGCUCCCUCUCCAGAUACCCUCCGGCUUAGAAGCCUGGUGGGUCGAGCCUACAUGAUGGACUUGACGGUGCUGGCUGAUGCGAGCGACGUAAUUGUGUGUACCGUUAGUGCUACCGGCUGCCGGUUGUUAGCUGUCAUGAUGGGGUGGGAGAGUGCCAUGGGCGAGGGGAACUGGGUUAAUAUUGAUGGAGAGUACGGGUGGAUGGGGUUGGAGUGGUGA
Molecule: messenger RNA, 1830 nt
Organism: Parathielavia appendiculata
Lineage: Eukaryota; Fungi; Ascomycota; Sordariomycetes; Sordariales; Chaetomiaceae
Exons: 1
Coding region: 1-1830 (609 amino acids)
Biological process (GO): protein N-linked glycosylation
Molecular function (GO): alpha-(1->6)-fucosyltransferase activity
Source: RefSeq, a predicted model, not a curated record